AUGAAGCACUUGCUGGAGGAGACGCCCAGCAAAUGGUUUCUCGAUGACCAGAAGUAUUGCAGAAGAGAAGUGUUGGAGGAGAACGUGAUUGAUGAGGAGAUGCUCAAGCGGAUCGAUUUUUUCCGCAACUUUGGACCAACAUUUCUGGACGAGCUACUCAGUACUCCAGAGAGCAUCCGCAAGGUGCUGGUGAUGCCGGGCACUGUGCUGCUACGCGAGGGAGCCUCUGGAGACUCCAUGAUGGUCAUCUCGAAAGGCCGGGUGGCCGCAUCAGUGAAUGGCCGCGUGGUGAAGCACCUGGGUGAGGGCUCCUAUUUCGGUGAGUUGGUCUUCCUUGGCGCCUCGCUGGUGCGCUCCGUUACAGUCACCGCCACCACCUUCUGCGACGUGCGCAUCAUCUACCACCGCUCCUUCCAGCGGAUUGCCGACAAGUACCCCGAGGUGCAGGCCACCCUGAACAAGUUCGAUUUGGCCCAGUGCGACCUCAGAUUGAAUGCGAAGGCAGCCAGCAAACUGGGCAAGGCGCUGGCUGAGGCCCUGGCACAAGUCUUUCAGCCUCUCGGCGGAGAUGGCUGCCUGUUCGUUGCCUUUAUAGGAGAACAGGGAGCCCCGUUGCUGGAUCGAAUGGCGCUUGACGAAGUCAACCAGCACAUUUUUUGCGGCACAGGGCCAUGCCCCAGCGCUCAGCAGCGCCGAAGACCGUUGAACAUGCUGGAUGCGCCGUUGCCGAAACCAUGGAUGUGGCUGAACGGUUGCCACGAGACGAAGAAGACCGUCCUGGCACAAGCACCAGCGGCGCUGCAGGUGGGUGGCCUGCUGCGCCUGUGCGGCACAGGGCCCAGAUGGGAAGGCCGGCAGAUCAAUGCAAAAAUCGCUGACAUUCGCAAGUCUGACGACACGGUGAAAGUGGAGUACCUCAUCGGGGGCUUCAAGCGCUUUCCACGGACAAAGCUGGAAGAGCUAAUCGUGAAGCGACCUAGCCACUCCCACUCCAUCAAGGACUUCCAGGCCGGGCAGCACCUUGUCCUCCAUGGCUUCGGCCCUAUGGACAGCAACGUGGCUGUGGUUGUUGACAUUCAGGAGUCAGACGAAACGGUGCGAGUGCGCUACAUCAACGGAGAGUUCAAGCGCUUCUCUGUGCCAGAGUUGGAGUUGACGAUGAGUGAGCAGGCACCAGCGUCUUGGGAGAAGUGGUCAGUGGGACAGCACAUCUACUUGUCAGGUUCAGGCAAGUGGUGGACUGGAAGCUGCUUCGCUGCCUCUAUCGUAGACAUCCGGCACUCAGACUCCACCAUCAAGGUGCAGUACACCUCGGGGGGCUUCAAGCGGUUUCCCAUGGCGGAGUUCAAGCAGCUGGUCACGGAGCAGCGCUUGCCGGAGAGAUUGGUCGAGCGGCGGCACGCAAGAGCUCAACGAGCUUGA
Molecule: messenger RNA, 1422 nt
Organism: Effrenium voratum
Lineage: Eukaryota; Dinophyceae; Suessiales; Symbiodiniaceae
Source: the annotation of a GenBank genome assembly